This is a messenger RNA of Phaedon cochleariae (mustard beetle), 3582 nucleotides long. Lineage: Eukaryota; Metazoa; Arthropoda; Insecta; Coleoptera; Chrysomelidae. The record is from the annotation of a GenBank genome assembly.
CAUUCUAGACAAGAAGCCAGAGACAUCAUAAGGAAUGCUGUCAACGCUUCAGAAGAGGACGCUGUCAUAUUUUCUGGCCACGGCUGUACGAACGCACUAGAAAAACUAAUUUCAGCUCUAGAUUUGCGGGAAUCCCCUAUUAUUUUUACCGGACCAACUGAGCAUCAUGACAACUUACACUUAUGGCAAAAAACUGGAGCAAAGAUGAUGCGCAUAGGAGAGACCAAAGAAGGCUUGCUGGACCUUGUUGACCUGGAGAACCAGCUGAGGUUCCACCAGAACUGCGGCAGACAGCUCAUUGGCUGUUUUUCAAUAGCUUCCGGUGUGACGGGCAUCUUGAUUGACGACGUUGCUUGCACGGUGCUCCUGCGCCGGUACGGAGCGUUGGCCUUCUGGGACUACAAUGCGGGCGCGCCCAGCGUGCCCAUCGAUGUCAAUCCCACAGUGGCGGGCGUGGAGGAGGGGGCGGCCUUCAAAGACGCCGUUUAUUUUUCGGGGCACAAAUUUAUCGGCGGAGUGCAGACGCCAGGUAUAUUGAUUGCUAAGAAAUCCAUAUUCAGACGGGUAAAUAAUUCAGGACCAGAUGGAUUUUUUGCUUCCAGUGAAAAUGAAAAGAGCUUUGAUAUGCAAGAAGAGGGGAGCUGUGCAGCUGUGGUGGAAUCCAUCAGAGCUGGCCUUGUGAUGCAGCUGAAAGAAACAGUUGCCGUCAACAACAUAAUACAAAGGCAGGAAAAAAUCAACAAACAAAUGUUACAACACAUUAGGACUAUCCCAGAACUAAUACUUCUCGGCAACAACUCUCCUAACCUCAAACGCAUCUCCAUAUUCUCGUUCAUGGUGCGACAUCCACGGGGCACUUUCCUCCACCACAACUUCGUCUGCGCCGUUCUGAACGACGUUUUCGGAAUACAAGCCAGGGCCGGGUGUCCGUGCUCGGGCGCCUACGCCCAGGAUCUGCUCGGGAUCGAUCAAAGUCUCGCCGAUCAGUACGAAAAUAUCAUCUUGGAGGACAGACGUCUAAGCAGCCUCAACCUAGGGGUAGAAAACUCCACCCUGGAACUCCUGCGGCCGGGCUUCACCCGAAUAAGCCUCCCCUACUUCAUCAACGACGCCGAGCUCGCCUUCAUCAUGGAGGCCGUCAAAAUGGUGGCCACCGAGGGCUGGAAACUCCUGCCCCAGUACGUUGUCGACCUCGAGACCGGUGAGUGGCGCCACCACACCAACGCCCUCUCCAAGGACAGGAAAUGGCUGUCCUCCAUCCGAUACGUCGAAGGCAAGAUGACGAUGAACGAGCGGAGGAUAUCCGGCCCGGGGCUCUUUCCCCAGAGCCACUCAGAGUGCCUGCAGACGGCCAGGAAUUUGUUCAACAGGGCCAGGAAGACAGCAAACAGGAGCCCGUACCAAGACCAAGGGAUCGUUUUUGAUUCCAGAGGCGAUAAGUUGCGGUGGUUCAUGCUGCAGCACGAGGCGCAGAGCUUGUUGACUAGCAACGCGCAGAAUGUGAAGCAGAAGGUUCCUUUCGAUCCGGUGAACAAUUUUUGCUCGAGGCGACCGCAUAGGGACAGCGAUCGGGGGGCGCCUCCCAACCCUUGCGGGUCUCCCAGGCACUACAGCUUGCCUUCUAUCGAUGACCCGCACAUAUUGACUUGUUCUUCGCCGGUGCCUUACUUUCUUCAGGACGUCAACGGGCUGUACUACCCGCAGAUCACGCAGCCGCAGGUAAACUUCGCCGUGGGAGAGGCGGUCAGCUCCGCCAACCUCAACCACCACAUGCAGCAGACCUUCGCCAGGGAGCGCUGCUUCAGCCUGGGCGCGCCCAACGUCUCGCCGCCCGUCCUGAGCCCCUCCACGCGCAUGAGCCUGGGCAUGGGCUCACGCCAGCGGCAGCUGAGCUACAGCAGCGGCUGCGAGCCCACAUCGCUCGAGAGCGACUCCAACCAGAUGUCGCCCACGCACAGCCUGAACCUGCUCAACAGCUACGACUGUCUGCAGUGCGGCAGGGCAUCGCCGUCUCCGGACCUGCAGAGCUACGUGACGGAGAUGACGAAAGAGCUGGCGACGAACAUCAAAUCCGAGAUCCGGGAGGUGAUUUCGAAGGUGGAGGAUGUGCUGGAGAACACGGACUGCGGGGGAUCGUUCUAUGAGCGACACGGUAGUGGGAGCGAGGACGGGAGGAGCGAUUCGAUUAGCGCGAUUGAGGUAGCCGAGUACCUGGGCAAAGUGUCCAUUGAAAUGGCCAACGAGGUGAAGUCAGAGAUUCGCGACGUGGUGAGCGCCGUGGACGUCUUCAUCGCGCCUGACAACCAGGACAAGCACCUCUUCUCGAGGACCGCCAGCCUCGGGUCGUACGCCGAUGACGCAACACCCUCGAAGCAGGAGUCUGAAAGGUACACGGCGAGCUCCAGCUGCGAGACCGUCCAGCAGGCGGCGGGCAAGUCGACCAGCUCGGAGGAGCUGGUCGAGCAGGCGCAGGCCGCUGACCAGAGCCUCGAAGGCGGACGCCAGGAGGCGGCGCGAUCGACGGCGGCGAGCGCCAGCAGCCAGGACAGCGGCAUCAACCUGAGCUUCCACGAGCCCCAGGAGGCGGGCGGCGAGGUCAAGGCCAGGAGCAACUCGGAGUCGCUGCCCAGGCGGGCCGGGUCGGAGGUCAGGUUCUCCACGCUGCAGAAGCAAAGACCGAAGAUCUUCCGCGACUUCUCCGACGACCCCACCACCCUCGCCACCACGGCACACCGCCACCCCUGCCCUCCAAAAACCGUCUGGCAGCCCUGCGCAGACGCCAUCAGUGACUUCGACAUGGUCAGGGACGGCGACCGGGUGCUAGUCUGCCUUUCCGGAGGCAGGGACUCGCUGUGUCUCUUGCACGCCCUGCUGCAACACCGCGACCGCGCCUGCGCCGAUGGGGUGGGGUUCACUGUGGGCGUGGUCUCGGUGAGGACGGGCGGCUCAGGCGACCUGGGCAGCUCGAGCAGCUCUGUGGGUGGUGACUUGGGCGGACUGGUGCCGCAUUUGAAGAUGCUGGGGGUGCGGUAUGUGGUGGAGGAUGGACAGAGCGGCGAAGAGAGUGAAGCAGAAACACUUGAUGAAGCCAAAGAAAAUGUCUACAGUUUUUGUACGACCCCAUUGAGACACCGUCUGUAUUCAUCUGCAAAAAGUUCAGGCUACAACGUAUUAGCCAUUGGCCAGCAUUUGGAUGAUCUCUGUGAAACUUUUUUGCUUUCUAUGUUCCAUACCGGUAAACUAAGGACCUUGAAAGCCCAUUAUUACAUAAAGGACCACGACCUCCGCGUCAUCAGACCCUUCGUCUACGUCAGAGAAAAAGCUCUGCGCCAGUUCAGCGCCGACGCCAACCUGCCAGUCCUUCCCUGUCCCGCCAGUCCGAAGCUACCCAAGGAGCGCCAGCGGAUCAAGCAGCUGCUCGCCCAGCAAGAGAUCCUCUUCCCGAAGCUGUUCGACUCGCUGCGCUCCGCUCUGCAACCGCUGCUAGGGUUCGAGGAGGUCGCAGGGAGGCACAGGAAAAGACUGAAGUCGAACGGCAGCGAGAGUGAGACCGACGAGGAGCCGGCCUUCGUUAAAGAGUGA